This is a messenger RNA of Lynx canadensis (Canada lynx), 1680 nucleotides long. It is a transcript of the gene CC1H1orf141, whose product is annotated as chromosome C1 C1orf141 homolog. The transcript has 6 exons. The coding region runs from base 1 to 1176 and encodes 391 amino acids. The record is from RefSeq and is a predicted model, not a curated record. NCBI's taxonomy places the organism in Eukaryota, Metazoa, Chordata, Mammalia, Carnivora, Felidae.
AUGGCAGAAAAAAUCUUAGAGAAGUUAGAUAUUCUGGAUGAGCAGGCAAAGAUGCUCUUGGCCGGAAGAGCAAAGAAAAACAGACUUCAGAGUCAAGUAAAGAAAAAGACUUUGGUUACACCACUGACAUUUGAUUUUCAGUUUGAAUUUGAAGAGGCUAUUGCUCCAUCCACAUCUAAGAACGUAUCCAGGAGCACAGAAGACAAGUCAUUUGGUAUUAAAAAACCAAACAGAUAUGUCUCCUUUAAAAAUGAGCCUGAACCUACAAAGAGUGAUUUUGAAACAUUAAAUUUAAGACCACACUUUGUACCAACAAAUAUAAAAAAUCAAGAAAGCAAGUCAAUAGCUCAAACUGGAAAAAAACCUAGGGAAUCAUCUGAUUUGGCUGGUCACUUAGAAGAUUCUGUCAAUAAAAGAAAAUCUCCCCCACAGAUGGAUGAUUUUAGCACAAAAGAAAACAAAACCAUCAUAAAUGACCAAUUAAGUGAAUAUUGUUCAACAAGAAAGAAAAGCUUGCUCCCCUUGUGCUUUGAGGAUGAAUUAAAAAAGCCAAAUGCCAAGAUAAUCAACAUUAGUCCAGCAAAGACAGUAACUUCUCACAUGGAACAAAAUGACACAAAUCCCAUAAUUUUCCAUGAAACUGGAUAUGUGCAAAUGUUACUUUUGACAAAAAAUCGGCUUCCUCCCCAUCGAAUGGAAGAUGAAAACAUUUACCCACAUAAAAGAGCAGAUUUUGUCUUAGAAAGAAAUUGUGAAACCCUCAAAUCUUUAAUUAGGGAUCAAUUUAUUAUUCCUUCCAAACCUAAAAGGAUAAUGGCUACAGCAUGGAAAAGAAAUAUACAAGCAAUAUCUGUUGAUGUGGGCCAUAGAGUUGUAGAGAGUAAGCUAAGGAAGAAAACUAGUAAGAAGACAUUUGAAGACGUAUCCUGGAGUAAAUUCUAUAAUUUCUCACAGACUUUUUCCAGCCUAACAAAAAAUUUUAUGGGCUUCCUUGAUAAAACUGUUAUUCAAGAAAUGAGUGCUAGACAUGGCAACUUUGAAAGAAUGUUUUCUACAGUAAAACCAAUUAGCAAAUUCAGUACCUUACCUGUCAAAUAUUGUUUAAAGCCUUUAAAAAAUAUACUCAAAGUCCAUAAAUUAAAUAAUGUAACACCCUUGGAUGAUUUGUUAAACUAGUCAAGUGAAAAUUAGGCCCCUCAAAAAAUAUUGUUUUACAGCAAUAUUUAUGUAACAAAAAGAAAAUAAUGAAGCUCCAAGAUCAUAGAAGAAAUUGUUACCUAAAUAAUAUUCUUGUGGAUGGUAUAAAAAAGCAAAACAUAGAAAUUGCAAUUAUAAAUCAACAGUCAUCUGUUCAAGAAAAGCCAACAUUUUUAGUAAACAAAAGGACAAAAUUAGGAAAUAAUUAUCCACAAGAGGGACUAAUACAUGAAUUUUUAUGAACUCAAUUAGAUUCCUCAAUCAUCAGCAUUUCUACAGUAAAGUGUGAUUUGGGACCAAGAAUGGCAUUCACCGUCUCUGGAAAUUUGCUGUUGGAAGCCAAACAGCACCAAUAACCUUGCUCAAUAAUUGAAUAUCAAAUAAGACAAAUGCACCAUUAACUUGAUGCAUGUGGAAUUAAUCAUAUAUCAACAUUUUGGAUAAUCAUUGGAAAAUAGGAUUACAUUAGCAAUUCAUGCAAUU